Molecule: messenger RNA, 10154 nt
Organism: Manis pentadactyla (Chinese pangolin)
Lineage: Eukaryota; Metazoa; Chordata; Mammalia; Pholidota; Manidae
Gene: PRR14L
Product: proline rich 14 like
Exons: 13
Coding region: 339-6827 (2162 amino acids)
Source: RefSeq, a predicted model, not a curated record
GGCUUCGGGCGUAGCCGCUUCGCUCCACUCCACCCUUAGGGGACCCAACGCCGGGUGGUGCAGGCUGGGGGGAAGCCCGGGCCCCCCGCCCUCUCUGGGCGCCGAAGGGAACGGAGGCUGCGCUGCGGGCCGCGGAACGACCCGGGAAGAGGCCUCGUCGCGAGGGGAAACGGCUUCUGCGAGUCGCGACUGCGACGGGGGGAUAUACCCCUCUUCAAUCUCGAUACAGCAAGCACCCCCCCACACACACAGUUUCCUCCCUUGGGGAGAACGACGCCCCUUGUCGUGGUGAAUCGUUUGAUGUAAAAGACUUGACUCCAUAAUCUACAUCUGCCCUAAUGCUGUCAUCUGGAGUAGAGACUCAGCCAGUUCCACUUGAUUCCUCCAUGUCUGCCGUGGUACAGGAAUUACAUUCUGAACUCCCUGUAAGUGUCUCCAAAGAGCUUCAUGCUGCCUCUGAGCCAAGUGUGAUCCCAGAUGUAAAAGCUGGAGCCUCAAGCGCUCUUGUAAGUCAGGGUAGGGCAGUGCCCUCGGAGCUGCAGAGGACUCCUGUGGAAUGUUGCGAAGAAACCUCGGAGACUGUGGACCAUGGGGGUGAGCCUGGGCGGUGUGGGCUGGUGGACUCCACAGCAGGAGGGUCUGAGGCUUCUGAGAUCUCGGAUAGGGAAGAGAAGACCAGGAGCAUGGAGCUAAAGGUCUUCAGAGAUAAAGGGGACCAGGCGGAAAUUGUAAGAGUGCCCUGUGAGGGAACCAAGGAAGAACCAUGUCAGACUCAUUCCACAGCCGCCAGAGAGGAGGUCAGCCAGAGUCAGGAGGCCCUCCCGAUGCAGUCGACCCAAGACCUUUCAUGCGCGGACCUCCCUGAAGACUGUCUGAGGAGCAACGAAGGGAAUGUACAAAUUACAACUGGAACUCUGUUAAAAUCUACUGAAGAGGUACAAGGUAUGAAGGUCAAUGGGACUAAGGCCUAUAAUAAUGAAGGACACAAGAAUGGCAAUGUGAGUAAAGGUCUCUCAGCUGGGUGCAGCGAAUACCCAGAAGUAGACAAAAUCAUAACCAGUGGUGAGGUUUCAGAAAGCAGCACAUUAGUUUCCCUAGAGCCUUUAACCUUUGUGGACCCUGGAUUAACAGAAGCAACUCCUACAGAAAAAGAAUGUGAAGAAUUAAAAACUUGUCCUUCUUGGUUGUCAUUCUUACCAGGAAACAGUGCCAUUUCCAAAGUGGACAGUGGGAAGGAAGAGUUGUGUAAAUUAAACCUUGUCUGUGGUGCAGAUGACAAUCACCAAUGGAUUCUUGGCCACCAUCAUGAAAAACACAGUUCCACACUUGGCAGUUCCAAAGCUACGGGAAGUGUGGUGGUUUUAGAACCUUUAGAAGAAAAUACUGAAGUUUCAUUUUUCACGUCAAGUUUAUCUGGUCCAGAAUCCAGAGCAGCAUCCUUAGAAAAAUGUGGUUUUGAUGGUGAUAACUUGCUGAAGAGACCUACUAAAAAGACAGGUAGUCCCCAUCUUGAUGGGGAUGAUCAAAGCAAGAACCUGGCUUCUAGAGAAGAAAAUGAACAACAGUUUUUGAACCCCAGGACUGAAGGAGGGGAACUCUUUCUUGGUAAUGCCAGGCUACCAGAAGAGGAUGCUAGUCGUCAUUGUUCUGGUGAAAAGGAGACUGUUGCCUCCCUAAAAGAAAAUACUCAAGAUCACUAUUGCAGUCAAGGCAGUAGCCAGACAGACAGCUCUGAUUCUGUAGCACUUGAUGCUUUUACUGAAGACACAGAAAUAAUGUUUAAAAAAAAUGAUUUGAAAAUCACUUUAGACAUUCAAAGUAGCUUAACAAACUAUGAGGACCAUAAAGAAACUUUUACUAAUGUGAACCAUCCAAGCAGACACUCUGAAGAGAGCAAUUUUUCCUCCUUAAUGCAGGUGGAAGAGCCAGAACAGACAACCACUAUAGAGCCCAACAUGUUAAGUGAAAAGAUUUAUAGUAAAGACUCCUUAGUCGGCAUCCAGAGAAAUCUGGAAAGUGACUCUCAGCUAAAUGAAUCAUCACAUAAUGAAUUUCUUAUUGAAAGAAAAUCCCUUGCAGGUUUAACGCCAGAGGACCAGAUAAGUCCUAUAAAUGAGGUAUCAAAACCCAAGAAAGAAAAUACUCAAUUACCACCCUCCCUAGAAUUUGAUCACAGACCUGAGUCAGAAAAAGCUGUACAGACCUCACAGGAUGGUAGUCCGCACUUAGAUGAACAGAGCAUUGCCUGUGAGAUGACCGAACUCCCUUGGACUGAUCAACCAGUUGUAAGCAAAGUAGAAAGUGAAUGUGUUUUAAAUCAAGUGUCCCUUAAUUCUCGAGACUGCUCGAAGUUGCCAACUGACAAAGAAAUGCCUUUAGCAACAAGCAAGGAUUCUCAUAAGAACCAUCACCCUCCGCUAGAAGAUGGAGCAGAUAUCAUUGCUGGCACCCGAACCAUUCCCAGGGAGACAAAAAGGAAAGACAUCUGUCUAUCAGGUGAUAAAGCCUGUGGUGCCUCUUCAAACAAUUCUACCUUAAACAUCAAAUCAGGAAGCCUAGAAAGAAGAAACGAAGUGGCAGAUUCAGGAACAGAAGAUCUACAUUCCAGACCUGUCUCCAGUAGGAAAGAAGCAGGAGGCUUGUCUCAAGAGAUCUCUGCUAUGGAAUGUCAAAGUGUUCAAUCUCAGGGUCUCUCUGGCUGUCCCUGUGCAAAAGAAAACGUGCCAGGAACAAGCAUGUAUUCUCUCUGUGCUGCUGCUGGGUCCAGCACAGUCAUCCUGGAAGCUGAAAACUCUUUGAUAACCAAGUGUGCGAACGCAUUUCAGCAGGACGAUCACCAUUCUCCAGGAAGAGGAGACCCCGUAGAAAGUAGCUCUGAUAAAGUGAGCUGUACAUUGGAGGAAUGUGAACUUAAUGGGAGAGAAACUGAAGGCAGCCCUGCAGGAGGUAAGGUCAGAAACAAAACAACAGCAAGUAUGUUAAGUAGGGAAGCUUCAAACAAAAACAUUCCCACCACCAGUCACAUCCAACCCAGUGAGGAAGGGUCACAAAGAAAGGAACGGGUUAUGCCCAGAGAGUCUGUGUUUUGUGAGGCUGACGUCUCUAACUGUGCCACACAAGAACCAAACCUGUCUGCAAACAUUCCAACUGAAAAAUCACCGAACCAGUCUCCUACUAGUAUGUUCUCCAGUUUUAAAAACAUGAACCAAGCAGUUGAAACUCUUGUUCAGAAGGCAGAUAAAGUCCUUGACUGUCAGAGCUACCAAAACAGACCAGAUGAACACAGAAGGGAAGAGAAAGCAGCUAAGGAAACAGUGGGUGGUGAUCAGAGAGAGACUGUCACAGAGCCUCACAGAGAGCUGAGCCACAACCCAAAGGAUCUGGUCAUCAGUUCAGGCAAUAACUCACCGUCUGGUGAUAGUUCAAAGAAAGGCAAUUUGAAAAGAGCCUUUGAAAGUAUUUCUGGUUGUGAGGAGCCCCCAGAUGGUAGGCUAGACCUCAUCUGCGCAGACUGCAGUAACAAACCUAAGGAUGGUGUGCUGGAUGUAAGAGCGUCUGGUACACUUGAUAAUGGUGCAGAGCAAGGUAGGCUGGCAUUACAGGAAACCCCAGUGAGCACCACCCUGACUCAAAACAGAGAACUGAAUGCUGCCUUUGUAGGAAUGAUUGACCAGGAUUCAGAUUUCCCAGACGCUACUUCCUCUACAGUGGAAUCUCUUGAAAUAAAAAAAUCAUGUGAGGAGAAAGUACACAGAUCCUUAAAAGACUGUGAAAUGGAAGUGUGUCCAGACUCCAGUACCCAUGAGAUAGAGUCUGUUGCAGUUCAUGAGCCAAAUGCAAGAAUAUUGGAUGGAAUAAAUGUGUCUUUAAAUCGUAUUCAUCAUGCACAGCGCAUUAAAGAAGCAACUCCUAGAGAAAUGCAGGGAAUGAUUGAAGGACUGAGACGAGAAAUAAAUUCUGAGUUUGACAGGGAAAAUACCUUUGGAAUUUGCUCAAAAGAGUUGAUGUCUUCUAGAUGCCAAGUUGACAGCUCUGUUCCCUUAGGGAGCCUGAAAUCCGUUGAGAUAAUGCCUUUGAGUCCAUCUCCUAAAAAAAAUUCAGAAACUAAUAUGAAUAGUGAAGAGCCUCACCAGAAAAAUUUUCUUAGACCAAAUGAUGGUGAGAUGCUUUGCGAACAUGUAAAGGACUGCACAAUACUGCCUCAGGCAAGGGACAGAGCACCCGCGGGUAUGAGCAACCUUAGUGGAGGAAGCAGCCAAGACACCAGUGUGAACAAUCUGCCUCUGACAAUGGAAACCAAAACUCAAGCAGGAGAAGAAACCAGGGAACACCAGAGGGGACCACUGGGCCACUUAACUGUUGGGGAGGAGUCAGAGAUGGUUCCUGGAGAGGAUGGUCAUGCUGAUAAUGUGAGUGAGAUUUCCCAGCCCCACUCUACGUCCCAGAGGAGGCUUGGUGAUGCAGAAGGACACCAAAGCCAGAGGGUUGUGGACUACGUGUUGGAGAAGGAAAAGGAAUAUACACAUCAGAAAGAAGCACAUAUAAUAUUGGAACAAUGCCCAUCAUCUAUUAGGUUACCAGAUGAGGUGCAAAAUAAGAACCAACCAAAGGAUUACAAAGAUCUGUCCACCAUGAUGAAAGAAAUCCCCCUAGCGAAGAUGGCCAGAGGUGACAUUGCUGCACAGUUUCAGAAAUCGAGAGAUUCAAAAGAGGAGGAAAGCUCGUGUCAUCCCUUAAAAAAGGACAUUGAGUUGCGCAUAGGUCCUUGGCUUAGUGGUGCUCCCCAGACAGCACAAGACCCCAGCUCUGCUGAGGGCAACAAACUACACGGUGCCUUUGGGAACACUUCACACCAGAGAGGAGUACUUCCCUUAAAAAAGCAGCCCCGUAGAACAUGCAAGAAAGUUUCCUGUCAGGAGCAAGUCAAUAUGGGGAGAAAAAUGAGUAAAAUCAGAAGUUCUGCCUUUUUAAAGAGUUCCUCUGAAGCCAUCCCUACAAAAGCACACCGAUUUCUCAGCUCGCGUGCUGUGUCUGUACCUACAUGCCUGGAGCCUGAAACAGUAACUGCCAAGAGCUUAGUGAGCCCCAUACCAAAGCAGGAGGCAACUCUGUGCCAUCCCUGGAGCAGCCUGAAUGUUAGGAAGCCUACCAAAGACUCAGCCUUACUAAACAAGCUGUCCGUCCUUGCCUCCAAACUGGCCCCAGCCUCAAAGACCCAGAAACCAAGAUACCGGCAGUGUUCCUCCGCGCUUCUUCCAGUGGCUAAAAGCUACAAGCUGCUCAGAUAUAAAAGGCUCCUGGAUGGAUUUUCAUACAAUAUACUGCAGCUGAAUCCACAUUUGGCAGCUAGCAGAUGGGAUACGAGGCCUAACAGUAAGCCCUUGACACUUUAUUCACUCGAAGCCAUCAAAACAAGCUUCCUAGAUUUGAGUAACAAGAUGCCAUCACUGCUGUUUGAUUCCAAAAUCUUUCCGGUGUCCUUUGACAUGAAGUCGGCCUCCGAGUGCAUGUCCGAGUACCCCAGAACUUUUCCUGAGCACUGUGCUCCAGCAAGGCUAGCCUUAGGAGAGCCCCCCCGGUGCCUGUCUCAACCUCCCAAGUGGACCUUCUCUUUCUUCUUAUCCCACGGUUGCCCUGGGAUGGCCACAUUCAGGGAAGACAGUGGCCUCCAUGGUCAGGCACAUGUCCAGGCUCCCCCACAGCCUCCAGUUCCUCUGCAAGACUUUGGAGGCACCGCCAUGGUCCAGACCAGAGCAGGGUGCUCAGUCCUUGGCCUUCACACGCUCCUAGCACUUUGUUCCCCUGGAUGUUACCGAAUCUGGACAAAAAAACGGAGUUUCUCCAGCCACAUGCCUACCAUGCAGAGGCUCUUCAUGACCCAGUUUACACAGGGCUUGAAAGGGUUAAGGUCUCCAGCCUCCAUAGCAGACAAGGUCUUCUGUUCUCUGCCCUACUCGGUGGGCCGAGUGCUGUCCAUGUGGAGCCAGCAUGGACCUUCUGCCUGCCCCUUCGACAUCUCUGCUCUUCAUUCCACCCACAGCAAGCGGCAGCCAACUCUGGGCUCCAUGAGCAGCCACCCCGCGUUACCAUAUGUGCCUCUUCCAGGCUUGGAAGCUACGUACAACACCAGUGGCAGUCAGAUGAGGCUAGAGCCUCCAUUCCCUGCCUUGGUACCAAAGUCUUGCUUGGUAACAGACUCAGCUGUCAGCAAGCUCCUGCUUUCAGCCUCUGAGUUCCAGGUUCCUGGAUUUGAUGAGCUGGAUGGUGUGACCGCAGUGUGCCCCCAUCCACAGGGCAGCCCUCCAGAACAGAAAGAGGCUGAGCCCAAGAAGAGGCCAAAGAAAGUCUCACAGAUUCGCAUCCGGAAAACCAUUCCUAAGCCAGAUCCUAAUCUUACCCCCAUGGGCCUUCCUCGACCCAAAAGGUUAAAGAAAAAGGAAUUUAGUUUAGAAGAAAUAUAUACCAAUAAGAAUUAUAAGUCUCCUCCUGCAAACAGAUGCUUGGAAACCAUUUUUGAGGAACCCAAGGAACGAAAUGGUACGCUCAUCUCUAUCAGCCAACAGAAGAGGAAGCGAGUUCUAGAAUUCCAGGAUUUUACAGUCCCACGAAAGAGGAGAGCUCGUGAAACUAAUGGAACUGGAGACCUUCUUUGCCAAGGAAGAGGAGCAGGAGUGAUCAUCCGGUUGUUGAGAAGCAGUUGGUUUGGGCAUCUCAAUUUUAGAUUUUCCUGGCCUCCUUGGAGGAGGUUACCUAAUUUUCCCUACCGCCCAAACCACUCAAAAUGCAGUCCAUGGAUUUUUACCUAUUUCAAGGUGCAGCCUUUUUAGAAACUGGUGAAGGAGGGUCCUCUACUUCUACUGCUGAGUAUAGAACCUCAGGAAUGCUCCCUUUCUCCUAGAAAUGGUCCUGAAUGACAUCUGCCUCCUCCCACUCUCUGCCAUCCACAGGGGGAGGACACAGCAUCCUUCGGUAACACUAGGAUCCCAAGGACUCACAGCAUUUGCACGUCCAUGUGAAAGUUCCAUGUUGUUUACGGUGGUGCUAGACCAAGAUUAGAGAUGUGGCCUAGGGAAGGGGGCCCGGCGUCCCAUUCUGCACGGUCUCACUGGCUCGUUUCAGUAGUUGAGGAAAGAUGAGCUGUCAUGUUUUCUAAUCCUUUGAGUCCAUCUGCCUAGAACUGGGUGUGUGUGUGUGUGUCUGUGUGUGUGCAUGCACGCGUGUGUGUGUGUGUGUGUGUGUGUGUGUGUGUGUGUGUGUGUGUGUGUGGCUUUUUCCCUUCAUUUUCUCCGCACUGUGACAGUGGGUCUCUGGUGCCAGAGGAGCCCACCCAGGCCCCAUUCAAAGUAAGUUGCACUUUUUAAUAUUGUGAUGUUAAUUUCAUUUAUUUCAUUUCCUCUUUUUUUUUUUUUGUAUUAUUGCUGCAUGUUUGGAGCCUUUAAAUGUGAUUUUAAAACUUUUUUUUAAGACAUCAAGGAGGACAGUAGAUGUCUGUAGAAUGUAUGAUAGGCAUUUGACCCAGUUUAUCAGUGCGUGGUGUGGGAUAACGGAGAGACUUUUUCCCACUCACACGUGUUCAAGCAGUCCCUUCCCCAUCUCCGAUGUCUAGUGUAACUCAUCAGAGGAGGCAAUUUUUCAUCCAGGUUCUCAUUCUUGCCCACUAAGUAGAUGUGUUUAUUUUAAUGAUGGAAGUAAGAACAGGUUUCUCUCCCAAUCAUUUAAAAAACGUGAAGGUUGGGUGUAUCCGUAAUGGGUUUUAUCCGAAGUGGUGGCAUGUAGCAUAGUUGGGUACAGCAGCUCAGUGGUUGUAAAAGCUAACCCAGAGUGUUUGCAGCAAUCAGAGCAACCUGCUCCCCAGACUGGGGAAGAGAGGGAGUACGGGGAGGGGAGCAGAGAGGAGACCGGCUGUGGUUCAGACUCAAGAUAAGUUCUUACAGUGGGAUCAUGGGAUUCCAUGGCUAGCCCUCUCUGGGGGCACCUCAUUGUACUCUGGACUCCUGUGUCAAAGCUCCUGGAAAUCUUGUCGAGUGCCAGAGUCGGCUGAGUCUCUUCUUUUGUGCCUGUAGGAGUCUGUGGGUGGAAGGGUGCUGGGUGGUCAGCAGGCCCAGAGGUUUCAUUCCUUUCCCACUUAAUUCUCAUGUGCCCUCGCCUGCUUCCCCUUCUCUCCUUCCCUUGUGCUUCAUCCUUUUUUCCUCUCUCUCUCUCAAAACAAGCAUUCAGAGAAUUAACAUUCCUUGGCUGGUGAGUGGAUGCUAAGGCCAGCCUCAGGACACUGGUCACCUCUUCCCAUCCUCCUAGGAGCCACUGCUAGGAAGCAGCUGCUGAUGGGAACUGUCAAAACUCCAGAGACAUUUUCAAAGUCAGUCCAUUAGAGAAGAGUUGACAGUCUAUGCCACACUGGAGCAGAAAAACCGACAACGAGCAAGAAAAAAAAGUGCCACAUCUGUCUUCUAGGCCCACUGCCUCAGACAUAGCAUUUAGGAGCUCCUGCUGGACAGCUUGCAAACUCCCAGUGAGUCAACAGAGCCCCGUUUGUCAGCUCCAUUGCCAGUGUAGACGAGUCAGCGAUGUGGCAGCCGGGUCAUCUAGCAGACUGAAGUUGAGCCAGCUGCAGCGCUGUCUGUGGUCCUCGGAGCCUGUGGUGCCCGCCCCCGAUGGGAGAUGUUAGUUGCUGCUGGGACGCCACCUGCCCAGGUCUACAGGAGGUCUGCUUCUGGGGUGGCGUUGGUACAACUUCCGAGUAUGGGGACUUCCUGCCCCAAGUGGUGGGGAGUUAUAGUUAUUACGACUUACACAACUAUAACUCAACUCCAGAGGUUUAGUGUUUUUAACAAGGGAAAGAGAGGAGAAAUCUCAGGUCCAGUUAGAGUUCUGCCCAUCAGCUUUUCACUGAAACUUUCAGCUGUGUUUUUUUAUCUUUAAUUUAUAGCUGUAUUUGACCCCACCUACCCCCACCCCAUCUGCCUUCCCCUCUUUGAUAUUCUUUCCAACUUCAUUUCUCCAUGAGUUUAAAUGUACCUCAUCACCUGUUAAAACAGAUCAUGUCCACUUCUCACUGCCCUUACUCUAAGAGCUACAACUGAGAGAGGUACAGUGAAAGACAUGUAGCGUUUGCCUUACCCAGAGCCUGAAGAGCUCGGAAACCCACGCUGUGAAUCCCAAAACUUAGAGCUCCUCGAAGAGCUAUGAAAAUCCUGACACUUCGUCACAGUAUUGCCUGAAAGGGUCUUUUGGCCAGAGCCCACUUGAGGUGAACUGCAGGUCCUCCCCUCUGGGCACGAUCCUCCCCUCACGGCUCAUCCCCUGCCCACAAGGCCCAGAGCUGCACAGGGAGCGCAAGUCGGAGGCAGCAGACCCAGGGAUUUGGUGCAGCCUGAUGCGGCGCAGGGCCUGCGCUCCGCCUCCAGGCUGGGAUUCCAUCUCACAGUCAGUACCAUGUACAUUCAGAUCCAUGGAAAACCAACUUCUAGGCGGUGGUGUUUUUCUCCCAAAACCCCGGGGAGGAAGUAUGCAGUUGGUGCUUUCUUUGAUUCCCUGUUAUGUUUUGUUUCCAUAAGCUUUUCCCCUAGUAUCAAGAAAAGGACUUCUUACCCACGCAUUGUGGGUGGCUGUAUCCAAAGUCUAAGUAAGUGGCCAGAGGUGCGGACUCCCCUCUUCUGAAUCCCUUGAGGGAAGGGCUUCCUACCACAGCUGAACUUCUCAUGUAAAAAGCUGGCUGGGGAGGAAGGUUUCAUUUUACUGAAAUCAAAGUUAAUAUUAUCAUCCAGCCACAAACUGAGCAGCAAAGGCUGUUUUGACUAUAAAGGGAGGGUCCCCGUGUCACCUGCCAUCCAGCACAGCGUCCUCUCAGAUUCAAUGCUGGUUCAUUGUGUGUCUUCACAAGCCCCUCUCUGGUGCUGAAGUGGAUUUGAAUUCUUGGCGAGAGGCCUCAGCAUCUCUUUGGGCUGGUCUGGGCCAGUAAAUAGCUGCCUGAAGUGUUUAUAUAUUAUCCUGGUCAAUAGUUCGGUGAAAUUUGUACAUUUUUGGUAACAUUGGCAUACACGAUGCCCCUGCAGCUCCUUUUCUGUUUGGUAGUUUGUGACUCUACAAUGCCCACUGUUAUGUGUGUUAAUUUAUGAAAAUAAAAAUAAAAUUUUUUUUUUGGAAAACCUUUCAAA